AUGAGUUCCCAGGGGUUUUCGUUCCCCCCACCACCACCUCCUCCGCCAGUUCCCCAGGCAUCUUCCUCUUCCUCCUCCGCCCAUCCUCCAGCGCCGCAUGGUCAACACUGGAAUGCCCGUGGCGCCGGACGAGGACGUGGAAGAGGCCAGGGAAAUCGCGGCCGAGGAGGAAAUCACUCGAAUGGGAACCGCCAACAAUACCAGAAUCACAACCAGAACAACCACAGCAACAACAACAACAAUAUCACACCGAGCUACAACUACGCGCCUGGGAACUACGGCUAUCCAUCUCAACCAGUCUCGGCGACGUCGUACAUGGCCCCGCCCCUCCCUCACACGCAGUCAAAUUUUCAGCAUCCUCAAAAUACGCCUACCUACGCACCUCCGCAAACCUUUCAUCAACCCGCUGGAUCGGCCUAUCAACCUCUUCCCCACUACAAUGCAACUCCCAGCCUUACGCCCUCCGCAUCCUACCCUCCGCAAUCUACACAACCAUACCCGUCGAAUGUCCUCCAUCAACAUGCGCCGCAGAAUGGGCCCAUAGUCAUGGGGUCACCCUGGGGCUCUGAGGUACCACCCGCUACCCCGGCACCAUACGGAGGAGCGACACCCAGUCACGGGCAUGGACAUGGACAUGGACGAGGAUCCUGGCCUUCCCACCCACCUAGCAACCAUAAUAAUCACGGCCCCAAAUCAAGGCCUCCCCAUAAGCGCGAUCACUCCGCCGCAUUCAAUAAACCCCAGCCCAGCGCACCACGAACCCCGGCCGCACCCGCAGUUCCAAGUUUCGGCAACCCAUUACCCUGCAAACCCCCACCGGCCGCAGAUUUAAACGCAAACGCAACUCGGAAACCAAAGAAACGCAAGCGGAAGCAUAACCAGCUCGGCCUAACCCCCAAGACGGAAGACCACGAGUCCAGCGAGGACGAAGAAGAUGUGGACGAAGAGUCCAAAUUAGCGCAAGGUGGGGGCGGCUCGGAAUCCGCACCGCUCCAAUUCUCCUAUAAAGGUCGAACGGCUACUUUGCAAUCAUCCGCUGAUAUCGCGGCGUGGAUUGCGGAGCGGCGGAAGAAAUUCCCCACCGCUGAACGGAUCGAGGAGAGGAAGAAGGUUGUGCAGGAAGCCAAGGAUGCGCGCGAAGCAGUCCGGCGCGAGAAAAUGAAUGAAAGGGCGAAAAUGAAUGGGAAGGCUGCAGCAGCAGCUGCGGGGUCAGGCGAUAAUAACAAAGACAACAAAGAAAAGCCAAAGGGAGCGCCAAAGCCUACCAGCGAUAAUCCAAAUGUGGACCCGGCAUUAAAUGCCGUGAUGAAAGCACAGCGAAAGGCCGACAAGAUCAGGCGCAAUCUGGACCGGGAACAGAAGCGCUUUGCUAAAGCGGAAGCUGAAGCCGAAGCUGCUCGGCUCAAGGUCGCUGCUCUACAGAAACAACUGGGAUCGGAUCAAAAUCCCGUGCAAAAGGACGUCGGUGGCAACGUGGAGACUGGGGCUGGUGACCUUGUUGUUGUUGCCGAACCGAAUGUCGCGCUGCUGCCCGAGACAAAGACGCCAGCUGAAGUCCCGGAUCCCAUGACCAUCGAUACGAUGGACAAGCCUUUAGAGCCGGGGGCUUUGACCGCUGCCGCUAAGCCUGUUCCUGCGGAGGCGGACAUGGGGACUAUUGACGUGGCUGAUCAGGUGGACGGACCUAUGGAUCUCUUGCCCGAGGCUGAGGCUGAGACUGAGGCAUCGAGGCAUGUCAGCGGCGACUGGACCUCAUCUAGUGGUUCCGAGUCGGGCUUAGACUCUGAUAGUGAUAGUGGAGGUGAUAGUGACAGUGACAGCGAGAGUGAGAGCGAGAGUGACGGCGACUCGGCUCCCGAACAGGUGAGUAGCCGACGACAAGGACCCGAGAAGGUUCUCCCGCCGCCUCGCGAAGGCAAGAAGCAAUUGUGCCGGCACUUUGCUCGCAAUGGGAAGUGCAAUCGCGGAGAUCAAUGCAGUUUCUCACAUGACGUGGGCGAACGACGAAAAGCGAAGCCGGAAAAGAAGGAGAAGGGGCGCAAGGGACUUCUCUCUGCUCUACUGGACCGGCAAAAAGAAGACGAGGAUCGGCGGGCAAUGGAAGUCAUUGCCUGGCUGGGACAAAAUGGUCUUUUGGAAGAGCCGAAAGGUUCGACCUCAGAGACUGGCAGUGGAAGUGGAAGUGGAAGUGGAACUGCACCUGGGACCAUCGGGACAGACGCCCCGCAAUCGGAUAUCCCUAUCUAG
Messenger RNA from Penicillium waksmanii, 2247 nucleotides. Its product is annotated as CCCH zinc finger protein. Gene Ontology annotation, cellular component: nucleus. Gene Ontology annotation, biological process: box C/D snoRNP assembly. Bases 1 to 2247 code for a protein of 748 amino acids. The record is from RefSeq and is a predicted model, not a curated record. Gene Ontology annotation, molecular function: RNA binding; metal ion binding. Lineage: Eukaryota; Fungi; Ascomycota; Eurotiomycetes; Eurotiales; Aspergillaceae. The transcript is spliced from 2 exons.